UUAACAAAGAGGUGAGUUCUCUCUAUACGAACCUUGAUCUUCUCAAAGAAACUCUAAAAUGGUUAAUGCCAUCAAAGGAGUGUUCAUCACCUGCGAUAUUCCAAUGGCACAGUUCAUAGUGAACAUGAACAACUCGAUGCCUUCCUCUCAGAAGUUCAUUAUUCAUGUGCUCGAUAGUACUCACAUGUUUGUCCAGCCUCAUGUUGAGCAGAUGAUUCGCAGCGCCGUUGCUGAGUUCAGAGAUCAAAACUCCUACGAGAAGCCUACUUAAGACCAGACCCACACACACCCUCCUCCAUCAAACAAGAUUAGGUUACUCAUAUAGUGCUGCCUGCUAAUGGAGGAGACUCAUGUCAGAUAAUCAGUCUAUUUUAUGUUUUGAUAUAGUUUGAGACUCAUGUUGAUGCUGUUGGAAACUCAUUGUUAUCAAAGGGAAAAGAUGAUUUUGAGACUGUUACUCUGUCUUUUUUUUUUCUGAAGCAAUCGGUUUUCUCAAACCAAAUCAGGUUACAUCAGUUGUUCUCCAAUUAUUUCGAUUAGUUUGAGAAUUGGGACUGAAAUAGUCAAAUGUAUUGUUAGUGUUAUCUGAUC
Messenger RNA from Eruca vesicaria subsp. sativa (arugula), 591 nucleotides. Lineage: Eukaryota; Viridiplantae; Streptophyta; Magnoliopsida; Brassicales; Brassicaceae. The record is from the annotation of a GenBank genome assembly.